UUUAUGGGAUAAUUCCACAUUUUUAUAGAAAAACCUUUAUACUCUCAAAUACCCCUAAAACAGUGAUUUUUAAGACAACAUAUGAAAUGUUUUCAAAAAUAACGGAAACAUUAAAUAUUGUAGGAGUAUACGGUACACUGACUUUAUCUUUUAUCUCGUGGGAAAUAGUAACGAUAGUUAAUCAAGAAACCGGUAAUGAUAAAUUAAAGUAAUUUUGUUUUCCGACGUUUAUAUGAGUUAUGUUUAUUGAUAAUGUUAGUUGUGUGAAUGUAUGAAUGUGUGCUUUUUUUUUUUUUGAAAAUCUGAUUGGGUUUUAAACCUUGAAGAAAUACAAUAAAUAUGUGUUCUCUAAAAGAUUUUCCGGAAUUAGGUGAAAAUAGUACCAUUAUAGACAAUAACAUGUCUUCUAGUUUUAUGGUUAAACGAGUUAAGCCUCAAACUAUUAACUAUCCAAAUAUCAUUAUUCAGCUGCAAGUAGAUAAUGCUCCAGAAAAUUUAUUUUUACCAACUACACGACCAACCAUACUUCAAAAUAUUAUUAGUAAAUAUAUGAAUGAGGGAUUUUGGUCAGCUUGGGAUGAUUUGGAAAAAUAUAUUGAUGGAAAUCAAAAUAGUGUCUCUAAGAUAAUACACCCAAUCAAAUUUUUAAUGUUGAUGUUAUCACCUAGAAUGAACUUAAAAGGUUCUGAAAAUAAAUUAUCUGGUGUUAGCCGCACCAAGCUAUGGUCUUCAAGUAUUAUUCGUUCUAUGGCAUGGCACCCUCAAACUUUUAAACUUGCAGUUGUAUCUUCUUAUGACACUAUAUUUGUUUAUAACCAAAAAGGUAUUGAAGCUAGAAUAAAGAAAAAAUCACAACGCUCUAUUUUAUCUUUAGCUUGGAGACCAUUAAGCACUGGUACAAUAGCAGUUGGAUGUGAAAAAGGAAUUUUUAUUUGGAAUAUUGAAUUUAGUGUUCUACAUGCUAGACCUUCUGUUAAUAAUGUUUCUGAAUUUGUGAGAGAUGAUCAUAGAUACAUAACUGGUUUAUCAUGGAAUAAAAUGGGUGAUCUAUUAAUUUCUACUGCUGUGAGUUCAAAAACAAUGUAUGUAUGGAGUUAUCCAUUAGGAAAUAGUGUACCAUUACGUAGAAUUGGUACAGGUACAUUGAACUUUGUUAUUUGGUCACCUGAUAACACAAAAGUAUUUAGUUGCACAACUAAUGAAUCAUUUAGAAUUUGGAAUACUGAUAAGUGGGUAUCAGACAAGUGGUCUGUAAGUACCAAGUCAAGAGUGCAAUGUGCAUGUUGGUCUCCAUGUAGUUUAAUACUAUUAUUUGCAACAGAUUCAUGUCCUGCUGUAAAUGCUAUUGACUUUAGAAAAUCUGAUGUGUUUAAUGAACCGUUAAAUUAUAAAAAAGUUGCUUGGCCUGUUAUCGAUUUAAAAAGCGAAAGGAUUAAUGAUAAAAACAUUGGUGGCAUACCCUCUGAUAUGUGCUGGGAUCAAAAUGGUAAACGAUUAGCUAUUACGUUUAAGGAUAAUAAUUCAGUACUUAUAUUUACCACCUCUAUAAACACAACUGUGGUUGAUUGUAUUCCUCUUUGUAUUAUACAAGGAUAUUUAGAUGAAGAACCUUCUGUUGUGGCAUUUCAACCUUUAUACGAAGCAGGAUCUUUAUUAACAAUAGGUUGGUCUAAUGGGAAUAUAGAAUAUGUUCCUUUUAUGUAUAAUUCAAAACUCAAAUGUGAUCCAGAACUAACAGAAACAAGUUUUUUUCAUUUAAAGCAAGAAAAUAAUAUGUCAACUAGAGUUCACUAAAAAUCUUAAUCCGCUACUUUAAAACAAUUUUACUAGAGAAAUUAA
Messenger RNA from Daktulosphaira vitifoliae (grape phylloxera), 1839 nucleotides. RefSeq names its product aladin-like. Gene Ontology annotation, biological process: nucleocytoplasmic transport. Gene Ontology annotation, cellular component: nuclear pore. Gene Ontology annotation, molecular function: protein binding. The transcript is spliced from 10 exons. NCBI's taxonomy places the organism in Eukaryota, Metazoa, Arthropoda, Insecta, Hemiptera, Phylloxeridae. Bases 340 to 1794 code for a protein of 484 amino acids. The record is from RefSeq and is a predicted model, not a curated record.